Molecule: messenger RNA, 2303 nt
Organism: Chara braunii
Lineage: Eukaryota; Viridiplantae; Streptophyta; Charophyceae; Charales; Characeae
Source: the annotation of a GenBank genome assembly
UCACGGCCGAUGUGUGGGAGCACCACCACCAGAAGUUUUAUAAACAGCCUUUCCUGUCGUCGAACAAGCACAAAGCUUCGUUUCAAAUGGUGAAUCAUGUGCGACGGAUCAUCACAUUCGACGACGACAUUGAACGUGCACGUAAACAGAGGAAGAGGACAACUGAGAAUUACUCGUCCGUCAUGGAGUGCUCGACAAGUGGAAUGAACACACUUGCCGCACGCGACACAGCGAAGUUGCAUCUUCGAUUUUUCCCCCGCGAAAAUGCGGUAUUCAAUGGGAACGAAGGUGCGACGGAAACCGCGAAAGUGAUAUUGGAUGCCCUCCUUUGCAAGGACUUAUUUCGAGAAGCUCUUCGCACGUACAUGUCGAAAAAUGGGUGCAAUCCACCGCAUGAGGAAAUGUUAAUACGCACAAGAACGCAUCUUACCAUCGUAGCAACCGCCGAUGGAACAACCAAGGGGGCACUUGUGCAAACUGCGAGGGCUUCACCCUACUUCCACGGGAGAGCGGUGCACAGUGAUGUUGCUGUGAGGGCACAGACAGGAAGUAGAACCAUGAUGUCACACAUUACGAGGAGCAGUACAGAACGCUCAACACUGGUAGCAGACAUGACGACGAGGAGAGGGAAACGAUCAAGAACAACACUAAUGCGGACAACCGAAGAGAAAAAAAACGUCGGAGAUGACAGCGUGGCAGAGGUCGCGGUCGAUAGCAAUCAAGAGAAAACAAUAUCGAUGAAGCAGGAGAACUCAGAGCGAAGCAAAGUGAAAACGCAAAAGGUCGACAAGGGAGCGUCGCACACCGAGAAGAGGCCACAAGCCACAACAAGAGAAGGCGAAAAAGCAACAGAGAGGACGGCGGCGAAGUGCACAAUAAUGACAAUGGAGGCUAUGUUGGAGAGAUGGGAGCACCUGUCACAGAAGGACCCGUGGUACAACAGAAUGUACUUGGCAGCGACAAGGGAAACAAUUCGGUCAGCGGAUCUUGGACAUGCAGAGUCGUGCGGGAAGACGACACAGGCAAACAAGGGCGAGAACGCAUCAAGCUCGUCGGACGAGUUCGAGGUUGUCGACGAGACGAAUAUAUAUCCACUCAUGUGGAAAGGCAAAAGGGAGGAGAUCCGACUGACGGAGGCAGAUGUGAUGUGCUUGGCCGUUGGGAAGUGGCUCAAUGACAAUGUGAUGGAUAUGUAUUUGAUGUCCAUAUACGAAGAGCAAUUGCAAGGUAAGGACACUGCAGCAGUGCAUGUGUGCACAACUUUUUGGCAUCCGGAGGUGCUCGCGAAUCAGAAAGUCGACACGGUGAAAAGGGGAUGGGAGUUGCGUGUGAAGAGUCGGACGACCGAAAUUCAUCGACUGUGUAAAAACCUGGAGGCUGCACCGGUCGUGCUUAUUCCAAUUAACCACAAGCAUCACUGGAUGCUGCUUAUAAUGUUGAAUGUAAGGGAGUUUUGGACCGAUUGCAAAUGCCCCGACGCCGUAAUCGUCGACUCGUGUGACGGGUACGCAACUUUAGAUUGGAGGGCGUUGCGGACAUUAAUGUGGCACGAGUACCUCAACGACAAAAGAAGGGGUCCGAAUGUCGCACGCCAACUGGUGGACAAGUCGUGGAACACUUGCAAAGAUGUGUUUGGUCGUGAACUGAUCCAUGCGAGGUCUUCACAACAAAGUAACAGAGAGGAUUGUGGUGUGUAUGUAUGUUGCAUGGCAGAAAAGUUGAUAACAAAGUUGGCACAUCUCCCAACCGAGAAUGGCUUCUCGAAAGACGACAUACUGGAGAUUGUAGAGAAGAUGCCCAUCGAUGGAAGAACCGUUGGAGACUUCCGUAGGAGAGCUCUCGAUCGCAUUACAGAGUGUGCAGCAACAGCGAAAGACGACGGUGAAGGACGUAACGAGGGCACAUGCGACGAAGGACAAUCGUACGGAGAAGAUGCGAGCAAGGAGGAGGAAGACAGUGAGAAAGGGUAUAGCAACACAAAGGACAGCGAUAGCGAGGUCAAAGAGGAGGAAGACAUAUCUCGGAGCAGCAGCAGGGAAGAAAGGUGUAGCGAAGACAAUACACGAAACACGUCUCGAAAAACACCAGGAGGAAGAAGUCAUGGACGCAGGCACGAUAGCAACGCCAACAAGCAGUUAGUUCUCAAGGAGAAGGCAAUUGAAGGACGACAAUGCGACUGGAAGUGCCCUACAGUUGGGAGCGGGAAACAAAGCGAGACUCACUAGAGAGAGAGAGAGAGAGAGAGAGAGAGAGAGAGAGAGAGAGACAAUAAAAAUAGAAGUGAACAAAUAGCAGGGUCAACU